This is a messenger RNA of Lasiodiplodia theobromae, 1551 nucleotides long. Its product is annotated as Cytochrome P450. Gene Ontology annotation, molecular function: iron ion binding; oxidoreductase activity, acting on paired donors, with incorporation or reduction of molecular oxygen; monooxygenase activity. Lineage: Eukaryota; Fungi; Ascomycota; Dothideomycetes; Botryosphaeriales; Botryosphaeriaceae. The coding region runs from base 1 to 1551 and encodes 516 amino acids. The record is from RefSeq and is a predicted model, not a curated record. The transcript is spliced from 4 exons.
AUGGUCUUGUUACAGGCACUAGUGUCUUCGCAUGUCCUGGCGGGAUUUCUCAGCUCCGCUCUUCUCACGUUCCUCAUAUGCAUCGUUGAGGAGUGGCUGCACCAGCGUAAGCUCAGACGGCAGCUCGUCGACGCCCCGGUCCUCAACCUCAAGGGCCGAGACUUUGACACAGCGAGCCGCGAAUACAAGGAGAAUCUUCGAGGGUUGCUGAAGACCGGCUACACGCAGUUCAAGAACGGCGUGUAUCAGCUAUGGAGGCCCGACGGAUACAUCACCGUCAUCAGCAAAGGCUUCAUCGACGAGUUGAAGAGCCUCCCCACCGAAACCCUGGACUUCCAUGCAGCCGUGCAAACGAAUUUCAUCGGCAAGUACGAAUGGGUCACGCUGGGGUCGAAUUUGCUGGCGCAUACAAUCCUGGAGGACCUUACGCAGCAGACUUCUGCGCUCCUGCCGAUCAUGGCCGACGAGAUUGCGAAGACGUUCGAUGAAGAGAUGCCCGGCUGCAAAGAAUUCACGCCAGUCACCGUAUACGAGUGUCUCACACGCGUCGCGGCGAUCCUGACCGGACGAGUUUUUGUGGGCGCGCCGCUGAACCGCAACGAAAAAUGGCUCGAGGCGACAAUCGACUUUACACACGACGUUUACAUCGGCGGCUCGAAGCUGAGGAAAUGGAAUUACCUGCUGCGGCCGAUUGUGGCGCGCUUCCUGGUCCCCGAGAUUCGCAAGGUCUGGAAGCAUCAGGAAACGGCACGGCGCUUCCUGGUGCCCAUCAUGGAGGAGCGGUCCGCGGCCCAGAAGAGGCCCGGCUACAAGAAGCCCAACGACCUGAUCCAGUGGUUGAUGGACAAUGCCGCCAAGGAGACGAAGCCCACGAGCUUCGCACGUCUCGCGGAGCUACAACUCCUGGCAAGCUUCGCUGCGAUCCACACUACUUCGCUGACCUGCACGCAUGUGCUGUUUGACCUGGCUGCCAGGCCCGAGUACAUAGAGCCGCUUCGAGAGGAGCUCGACGCUGUAGAGGCACGCUUCGGCACUCUCCACACGAAACAGGCCUUGAGCCAACUGUCCAGGAUGGACAGCUUCAUGAAGGAAUCGCAGCGGCUGAACCCGCCAGGACUUCUAACGUUCCCGCGUCUCGUGCGCAAGCCCAUUACCCUCUCGAACGGCACGCUCCUGCCCGAGGGGACGCAGCUGAUCGUGCCGGCCGGGUACAUCUCGCUCGACAACGAAGUGUGGGAGAGGGCGGACGAUUUCCAGGGCUUCCGCUUCGCGGACCUGCGCACCGCCCGCGCCGAAGACGGGCACAAGCACCAGUUCGUCAGCACCUCGCCGAACGCCAUGCACUUCGGGCACGGCCGCCGCAGCUGUCCGGGCCGUUUCUUUGCCGGCCACGAGCUGAAGAGCAUCCUCGCCCACCUGCUCCGCACCUACGACUUCAAGCUGGCGGGCGGCCCGGAUGCGCGCCGCCCCGCCAACAAGGAGGAGAUGGACUUGGUCAACCCGGACGAUAAGGCGCAGCUGUUGUUUCGCCGCAGGAAGGCGUGCGAGUAA